Beta vulgaris subsp. vulgaris (sugar beet) is the source of this 1237-nucleotide messenger RNA. Its product is annotated as acyl carrier protein 3, mitochondrial. Gene Ontology annotation, molecular function: acyl carrier activity; acyl binding. Gene Ontology annotation, biological process: fatty acid biosynthetic process. Gene Ontology annotation, cellular component: mitochondrion. The transcript is spliced from 4 exons. The record is from RefSeq and is a predicted model, not a curated record. Bases 173 to 565 code for a protein of 130 amino acids. Lineage: Eukaryota; Viridiplantae; Streptophyta; Magnoliopsida; Caryophyllales; Amaranthaceae.
GCCCUUUGUGCUAAAACAACACAAGCCCAAAUUAGAGUUCAGAGCUGACCUUGGAACAAAGUGCAAGUCAGCAAAGUUUCUCUCUUCUCAUCGCUGACUCUCUGAGGCAUUUACGCAAACACUUAACAGACAACAUUCAGUUCAAACGCCAUUUUCAAAGGCCGCCAAGAAGAUGCAGAAUUUGAAAAGUUCUAUUCUGAGGCAUGUUAGACUUCAGGCCUCUUUGAGAAAUUGGUCACUUGUUCAAAAUACUAGUGGACUAAGCAAAUACAGCAGGCAAUUCUGCUCUACAGUGGGAAACGAGGGCGAUGACCGUGUAAUGGAUCGAGUGAUUGGCUUGGUCAAGAAGUUUAACCAAACUGACACUGCUAAGGUAACUGAAACAACUAAUUUUCAAAAGGAUCUAUGCUUGGACAGCUUGGAUAGAACGGAGCUUGUUAUGGCCGUUGAGCAAGAGUUCUCCAUCGAAAUCCCAGAGGAAGAAGCUGAUAAGCUUACUUGUUGUGCUGAUGUUGCCAACUACGUAAUAGCUGGAAGGAAGCAGAGUGCUGCCCAGAGUUCCUGAUGUUCUCCAGGUGGAAUUGAAACGUGGGACUCAUUGCUGUGACAAUAGCGCCAUCCGAGUGAGCCAUCAUACAAUAUUUGGGUUUCUCAGCCACUUUACCUGUGCAAUUACUUUGAAAUGCCACUUACCAUGACAUCUAUUGCUCAUCCUUCUGUUUCUUCAUGCAAGCUGCUGAAUUCUCAGACAGUGUAUGCUGCAGUGCCAACCCUCUUACCAUAUAUGUACGCUUUCCAUUUCUGGUCGAUGCUAGCUUGAUCUCCUUGUGUUUACUAGCAGAAGCUGAUUGAUGGCAAGAUGAAUCCUUAGGUAGAUCUAGGAUCUUAACUGAGCACGCCUUGUCCAAGUCUGGGAUUCCAUGUAGAUGAGAGGGAAGGUCAAUUGUGAAGUCUCCAAAAUUGUCUGUAACAGCUUUAACCCAAUGGGUGCUUUUGUCUUUCUUGGUAUGACAUGCAACUCCCACCAAGGCCCCUGCAAACAAUUAGUAAACCACAAAAUUUAUAAAGUUUUCGUUGAAGAUCCAUGUGUAGGAAACGUUCAGAAGUCGUAAGAAAAUCUUUGAAUUAGCUGAUUAUCUAACGAGUUGUUUAUUCUGACAUAAGGUUUUUUUUCUUGUUUCUGGUUGAGGACCUCUUCUUUUGAUUGCUUAGUUAUGAUUGUAUGAUGAUAUCUUCA